AUGGCGCCCACAAGUGGUGGUGGUGGUACGAAGGAUGAAAGUGCCAAACAUGCAUUGGAUAGCAUAGGGAAAAGAGUACAUGCCCAAGUACAAAAUGAAGCUAAACAACGGAGUAAUGGUGAUUUGAAAGGAUUGUUAACCAGUGCAACACUUUCUGGUGGGGAAUCAGCAUUCACCGAAAAUCCAUGCGAGCUUAUAAAAGAAAAACGUGAGAAACUUCUUGGUGCUCGCGGUGAAAGGAAUCCGUGCGGAAAUGGAAGUGCAAGUGAAAAACGUUUUUCUGAAGUAAGUGGCGGUGAAUGUGAUGAUAAGAAAAUAGAAGGUAAUGGUCGUAAUAAUGGUGGAGCCUGUGCUCCAUAUAGAAGGUUAUCUCUAUGUAACAAAAAUUUUCAAAAAAUCAAUAAUUAUGAUAGUAGUAAAGCUAAACAUAAUUUAUUGGUAGAUGUGUGUAUGGCAGCAAAUUACGAGGCACAGUCAUUAAUACCUUAUCAUGACCAAUAUGAUGCAACAUAUCCUGGUUCUGAUUUUUCAAUGUGUACUAUGUUGGCACGAAGUUUCGCAGAUAUAGGAGACAUUAUUCGCGGAAAAGAUCUAUAUCGUGGAAAAAAAAAAAAAAAGCAAAAUGGAAAAGAAACAGAAACAGAAAGAGAUCAAUUAGAAAGUAAGUUGAAAGAAAUUUUCGGGGAUAUAUAUAAUGAGUUGACGAAUGGGAGGAAUGGUGUAAAAGACCACUACCAAGAUACUACAGAUUAUUUUCAAUUAAGAGAAGAUUGGUGGACAGCGAAUAGGCACACCGUGUGGAAAGCCAUCACGUGCGGCACACAUGAGGGUGAUACAUAUUUUAGGCCAACAUGUAGUAAUAGACAAGGUCCAUCUCAAGCUCAUCACUACUGCCGGUGUAACGGCGACAAGCCAGAUGACGACAAGCCAAAUACCGAUCCCCCAACCUAUUUCGAUUAUGUGCCACAAUAUUUGAGAUGGUUCGAGGAAUGGGCCGAAGACUUUUGUAGAAAAAAGAAAAAAUAUGUUGAUAUAGUUAAAAAAUAUUGUCGUGGAGUCUACAAUGAUGUACCAAGAUAUUGUAGUCGUAAUGGCUACGAUUGCGAACAAACUAUAUAUAAAAAAGGUUACUUUGUUAUAGAUAAAGGUUGCAUUAACUGCUUGUAUGCAUGUAAUCCUUACGUUGAGUGGAUAGAAAAACAAAAAGAACAAUUUGACAAACAGAAAAAAAAAUACACGGACGAAAUAAACGAAGCAUCACGUAGUAGUAGGAGACAAAAACGGGGUGCACGUAGUACUGGUAGUAGUAGUAAUUAUGAUGGAUAUGAAAGUAAAUUUUAUAAUAUACUGAAAGACGACUAUGGAACCGUUGAUGAUUUUUUAAAAUUAUUAAAUAAAGAAAAAUCAUGCCAAGCUGUUAAAGACAAUGACGGAGGAACAAUUAAUUUUACUGAAAAAAAUGAUGAUAAAAAUAAUAAUAAUAAAGAUAAAGGAACCUUUUAUCGAUCGGAAUAUUGCCAAGUAUGUCCCGACUGUGGGGUCAAAUAUAAUGGUAGUGGAUGGGAAGAGAAAAAGAAAAAUGAUCAAUGCAAUAUAAAACUUUAUAAGCCUAAAAAGGACGCACCCCAUACUCCUAUUAAAAUCCUUAAAAGUGGUGAAGGAAAAGAAGAAAUAGAAAAAAAAUUAGAGGCGUUUUGUGAUAAAAAAGAUGGUGGUAAUAGUGAUUCUUCUUUGUAUGAUCCAUGGCAAUGUUAUCAAUUUGACCAGCUUGAGAAAGAUGAAAAAGAAGAGGGUGUGGAUGACCGAAACUAUGACAACGAUGUAAGAACUGGAGGCGGAUUAUGUAUAUUGCCAAACCAAAAAAAAAAUAAAGAAGAAGGUGCAAAUACGUCUGAAAAGGACCAUGAUGAAAUCCAAAAGACAUUCAAUCCUUUUUUUUACUAUUGGGUGGCACAUAUGUUAAAAGAUUCCAUACAUUGGAAAAAAAAACUUGAGAAAUGUUUACAAAAUGGUACGAAAACAAGAUGUAGAAACAAUGAGAAAUGUAAUAAAGAAUGUGAAUGCUUCCAAAGAUGGGUUGAAAAAAAAAAAACCGAAUGGGGGAAAAUAAAAGACCAUUUUAAAACGCAAAAUAUUGGAGAUGAAACAAAUUGUGAUCCUAUCGUAACUCUUGAAGGUGUUUUGAAAUUACAAUUUUUGAAUGAAGAUUCCACACAAGAUAAACAAAAUAGUCUGGAUUCAGAGGAACUAAAACACCUAAAACACCUUAGCGAAAUGUUGCAAGAAACAUCUGGUGAUGGUCUUACCUGUGGUGCCUCCGACAAUGAAAAAGAAACUUUAAUGGAUAAAUUGAUCGAACAUGAAGAAGGAAUUGCCAAAGAAUGCCUACGAAAACAGAAUGAAUGCGAAAAAAAAGCAAAACCCGAAGGUCGCUCCGACUCCCACGACGACCCACAACCACCUGAUGACGCCGACAACGAAGACGACUUGGACGACGAAGACGACGAAGACGAAGAAGAGGAAGUCCAGGUGGAGGAUAACACACAAGAGGAGGGGGAGCAGCCGGUGGUACCACAACAAGAGGAGGGGUCGUCGUCACCAACACCAGCACCAGCGGGACCAGACGUUUGCGACAUCGUAUCCCAACUAUUCAGUGACCCAAGCCAAUUUAGUGACGCUUGUACCCUCAAAUAUGUUACUGGUAAAAACUACGGCUGGAAAUGUAUACCAAGUGGUAACACGAGUGACACCACUGGCAGUGAGAGUGAAGCCACUGGUGCUCGUCAACGACGUGACACCGAUAGUAGUGGUGACACCACUGGUGGUAAAGACGGAGCCACUGGUGGUUUGUGUAUCCCACCAAGGAGACGACGAUUAUAUGUUGGGGGGUUAUCACAAUGGGCAAGUCAGAGAACACAAGGUGAAACGUCGUCACAAAGUGGUGAAAACUUACUUGAAGCGUUCAUCCAGUCUGCUGCAAUAGAAACUUUUUUUUUAUGGCAUAAGUAUAAAGCGGAAAACACGAAGACACAAGGUGUUGGAGCGGGAGGAGCGGACUUCCUCCCCGCCACAUCAUCAGUUGCAACUGCACUAGCACCAGGUGCAGUACCAUCACGACCAUCACUACAACUACUGAGCGGUGUAGGUGUACCUGGAGAACCUGGAAUGGCACCUGGAGUAAAAUCAAUACCAGUACCACCACUCGGUGUAGGUGUUGGUGGAAUACCUGGAGUUGGAGCACUAGGUGGAGGUGCACUAGGACCUGGAGGACCAGUUGGCCUCGAUGGAGUACCCGGUCAAGCACAACCACUUACAUUACUACGACCCGGUGUACUUGGCAAUGGAUUACAAUCACCACAAUCACGACUACGAACCCUGGACGGUCACUUUGCAGGUGGUGAAAGUGAGGAUAAAACCCCUCAACAGUGGUUACAACAAGGUCAUAUACCCCCCGAUUUUUUGAGACUUAUGUUUUAUACUUUAGCAGAUUAUAGAGAUAUAUGCAUAGGUGGUGACCGCGAUAUCGUGGGAGACACUAUUGUUAGUAACACAGAGGGUAGUAGUAGCUCUAAAAUAAAAAUAUCGGAGAAAAUAAAAGAAAUUUUAAAUCAUGACAACAAACAAGAACCUGCCCCCAAACCUAGUGUCGAAAAAACCACACCAACAGAAUGGUGGAGUCAAAACGGUCAACAUAUCUGGAAUGGAAUGAUAUGUGCCUUAACCUAUACAGAUAGUGGUGGUAGUAUAACGGAGGAUAAGGAUGUGCGAGACAAACUUAUUGACAAAGACACCGGGAAACCCCAAAAAAACGGCGACAACGACUACACCUAUGAAAAGGUGGAACUUAAAGAUGAUGAAAGUGGCCCCAAAGGCAACGACACCAUCCAACCCGCCACGUUAAAAGAUUUUGUGGAAAUACCUACAUAUUUUCGUUGGUUACAUGAGUGGGGAAGCGACUUUUGUGGUAAAAGGGCGCGGAUGUUGAAAGAUGUGAAGGAUAAUUGUCGUAAUAUUGACAAAGCAGGUCACCAUUAUUGUAGUGGGGAUGGUUAUGACUGUACACGAGACGUUAUUGAACGUAAUGAUAAAUUUGUGGAUUUAAAUUGUUUAGGUUGUUAUAAACAAUGUAGAAAAUAUAAAAAAUGGAUAGAUAUAAAAUUCGUAGAAUAUCAUAACCAAGAAAAGAAAUAUAAAGAUGAAUAUGGAAAAUUAACAAAAGAUAAAUCUAGUGAUGAUAAAAAAUUAGAAGGUUAUAAAUGUGCUGAAAAUUUUUUGAAAGAAUUGAAACAUUGCAAACCUAGUGAAGAUAAUAAUGAUCAAGAUAAUAAAAUAAAUUUUGAUAAACCUGAAAAGACAUUUAAUCCUUCAAAGUAUUGUAAAGCGUGUCCUGUUUAUGGUGUUAAGUAUAUAGGGGGAAAUUAUAUCCCUAAUGAGGAAAAGGAUUAUAAGUCCAAAAAAGGUAGAGUAAAAAAGGAAAACGAUACGAUUCCUAAGAAUAUUGAAGUGCUCGUGUUAGGUCGCAAAGGAGAAGAAAAGGACAAGGAUAAGCAUCUUCAUGAUGCUUGUAAGAAUACAGGUCUUUUUGAGGUUGCCAGAUAUGAACAAUGGAAUUGCCAAAAGAAGAAGGGAAUAGAUCAGUGUAAAAUAACAAAAUUUGCGAAUGAUAUAGAUUUUGAUAAAGAUAUUGUGUUUAAUGAAUUCUUUCAACGAUGGUUAAGAUAUUUUGUACAAGAUUAUAAUAAAUUGAAAGACAAGAUUAAUCCAUGUACAAAAAAGGAAACUGAAAAGGAAAAGGAAAAAUCAUAUAAAUGUACUCAAGGGUGUAAUGAUAAAUGUGAAUGUGUGAAAGAAUGGUUAAGUAAAAAGAAACAAGAAUGGACUCAAAUAAAAACUCUUUAUAAACAAUAUUCAAAAAUUUCUGAUCAGGAGAUUGCUUUUAGGGUUAAAAGUUAUUUUGUUGAUCAGGGACUCUUUGACAACGAUUAUAAGAAAGCCCAAGAAGUGGUUGAAAAACCAUGUGACAAAGAAAAAUUAUGGGGAUGUACUGGUGACAAUCUUAAGGAGGGUGAGGAUCCAGGAAAAUGUCAUAUGGGCGAUUUUAUAACAAAUUUAAUUUCUAAACUUCAAAAAAAAAUUGACGACUGCAAUAAGAACCAGGCCCAAAAUAGUGUCGAAACCCAACCGAGUGAUGAAAACACAGCACAGUGUCAAGAUACCCACCCUGAUGAUGAAGAGGACUUACUCCUUGAAGAAAAUGAAAACCAAGUGGCGCAACCGAACAUUUGUCCAAAUCAAGUGGAAGAUAAAAAAAUAGAGGAAGAAGUAGAAAAGUGUGAAACAGCACAAACAACAGCAGAAGAAACGGCAGCAGCAGGUGGUGAGAGACAAACCCCCCCAGCACCGGCCCCUGCGGCGCCUCCAUCACCACCAAGACCUCUACCAAAACCAAAACCACCAAAACCCGACUUACCACCCGCAUUAAAAAAUGCCAUGUUAUCUUCGACGAUCAUGUGGAGUGUGGGUAUUGGUUUUGCUGCGUUCACAUAUUUUUUUCUAAAGAAAAAAACCAAAGCAUCUGUUGGAAAUUUAUUCCAAAUACUACAAAUACCCAAAGGUGAUUAUGAUAUACCUACAUUGAAAUCAAGCAAUCGUUAUAUCCCCUAUGCAAGUGAUCGAUAUAAAGGAAAAACAUAUAUUUAUAUGGAAGGAGAUAGUAGUGGUGAUGAAAAAUAUGCAUUUAUGUCUGAUACUACUGAUGUAACUUCCUCAGAAAGUGAGUAUGAAGAACUGGAUGUUAAUGAUAUAUAUGUACCAGGUAGUCCUAAAUAUAAAACGUUGAUAGAAGUGGUACUUGAACCUAGUGGUAACAACACACCAACUAGUGACAUACCUAGUGAUAAUACACCCACACCACAACCCAUUACUGAUGAUGAAUGGAAUCAAUUGAAACAUGAUUUUAUAUCUAAUAUGUUACAAAAUACACAAAAUACGGAACCAAAUAUUUUACAUGAUAAUGUGGAUAAUAAUACCCAUCCUACCAUGUCACGUCAUAAUAUGGACCAAAAACCUUUUAUUAUGUCCAUACAUGAUAGAAAUUUAUUUAGUGGAGAAGAAUACAAUUAUGAUAUGUUUAAUAGUGGGAAUAAUCCAAUAAACAUUAGUGAUUCAACAAAUAGUAUGGAUAGUCUAACAAGUAACAACCAUAGUCCAUAUAAUGAUAAAAAUGAUUUAUAUAGUGGUAUCGACCUAAUCAACGACGCACUAAGUGGUAAUCAUAUUGAUAUAUAUGAUGAAAUGCUCAAACGAAAAGAAAAUGAAUUAUUCGGGACGCAACAUCAUCCAAAAAAUAUAACGUCUAACCGUGUCGUUACCCAAACAAGUAGUGACGACCCCAUCCACAACCAACUAAAUUUGUUCCAUACAUGGUUAGAUAGACAUAGAGACAUGUGCGAAAAGUUGAAAAAUGAUAAUGAGCGGUUAGCCAAAUUAAAAGAAGAGUGGGAAAAUGAGACACAUAGUGGUGACAUAAAUAGUGGUAUACCUAGUGGUAACCAUGUGUUGAAUACUGAUGUUUCCAUACAAAUACAUAUGGAUAAUCCUAAACCUAUAAAUGAAUUUACUAAUAUGGAUACAAGCCCCGACAAAUCUACUAUGGAUACAAUAAUUGAUGAUCUGGAAAAAUAUAACGAACCCUACUACUAUGAUUUUUAUGAAUAUGAUAUCUAUUAUGAUGUAAAUGAUGAUGAUAAAACAUCUAUGGACAACAACAAUAACCUUGUAAAUAAGAAUAACCCUGUAGAUAGUAACAGUUCCACCUAUAACCACCACAACCCUGCAGACAUUAACAAAACUUUUGUGGAUAUAAACAAUCAUAACCAACACCCUAUAGAAAAACCUACCAAAAUACAAAUUGAAAUGAAUUCAAAUAAUCGCGAAGUGGACGAACAGCAAUAUCCUAUAGCGGAUAUAUGGAAUAUAUGA
Messenger RNA from Plasmodium falciparum 3D7, 6981 nucleotides. RefSeq names its product erythrocyte membrane protein 1, PfEMP1. NCBI's taxonomy places the organism in Eukaryota, Apicomplexa, Aconoidasida, Haemosporida, Plasmodiidae. Gene Ontology annotation, cellular component: membrane. The coding region runs from base 1 to 6981 and encodes 2326 amino acids. The transcript has 2 exons. Gene Ontology annotation, molecular function: host cell surface receptor binding. The record is from RefSeq and is a predicted model, not a curated record.